Molecule: messenger RNA, 7290 nt
Organism: Ictalurus furcatus (blue catfish)
Lineage: Eukaryota; Metazoa; Chordata; Actinopteri; Siluriformes; Ictaluridae
Gene: glg1b
Product: golgi glycoprotein 1b
Exons: 26
Coding region: 1-3435 (1144 amino acids)
Cellular component (GO): Golgi membrane
Molecular function (GO): fibroblast growth factor binding
Source: RefSeq, a predicted model, not a curated record
AUGGCGGCGGCUUGUAGACGCGCUCAGGUUCUCCUGCAGUUCAUCCUGUUCCAGUGCUUCUGCGUGGUUCUGGCGCACGGGUUAAAACUUGGAGCUAAUGGUAACCUCCAUCCUCCGGUGGUGGUGGUUCCUGUGAACCGGCAGCUGAAGCUUGGAGCGCCGAAUUCGGUGAAUAUCGGAGGCGCGGCGGCGGCGGUCUCGCAGGCGAGGAGGGCGGCCGGCUGGAGGCUGGCAGAAGAGGAGGCCUGCGGAGACGACGUGAGCCGCCUGUGUCCUAAACACACCUGGAGCAACAACCUGGCUGUGCUGGAAUGCUUACAGGACAGGAAGGAGGAAACUGAGAUCGCUUCUGACUGCAACCAUUUGCUGUGGAACUAUAAACUGAAUUUGACGACCGAUCCCAAGUUCGAGUCCGUAGCAGUCGAAGUGUGUAAAAGUACCAUACCAGAGAUUAAAGAAUGUGCAGCUGAAGAGAGAGGUAAAGGCUAUCUAGUGUCCUGCCUGGUGGAUCACCGUGGCAACAUCACGGAGUACCAGUGCAAUCAGUACAUCACGAAGAUGACCAGCAUCAUCUUCAGUGACUACCGGCUCAUAUGCGGGUUCAUGGACAAGUGUCGAGAGGACAUCAACGCCCUUCACUGUGGAAGCAUCAACACUGGGGAGAAAGACCUGCAUUCUCAAGGCGAGGUGAUUGAAUGUCUGGAGAAAGCUUUAGUACAAGAAGCAGAGCAGCAAGACAAGGUUCACCAAAUCCGAGACGACUGCAAGAAGUCCAUCAUGCGAGUGGCCGAGCUCUCGUCCGACGACUUCCAUCUGGACCGCUACCUCUACUUUUCCUGUCGGGAUGAUCGAGAGCGAUUCUGUGAAAAUACCCAAGUUGGAGAAGGCAGGGUUUACAAAUGUCUGUUCAACCACAAAUUUGAGGAAGCCAUGUCUGAAAAGUGCAGAGACGCCCUGACCACUAGGCAGAAGCUGAUCGCGCAGGACUAUAAGGUCAGUUACUCUCUGGCGAAAGCGUGCAAGGCUGACCUCCGCAAAUAUCGCUGUAGCCUGGACGCCAACAUGCCCCGAGCCCGAGAGGCGAGACUGUCGUACUUGCUCCUCUGCCUGGAGUCUGCAGUGCACAGAGGACGCACGGUGAGCGGAGACUGUCAGGGCGAGAUGCUGGACUACAGACACAUGCUGAUGGAGGAUUUCUCGCUGAGCCCGGAGAUCGUGCUGCACUGCCGAGGCGAGAUCGAGGCUCACUGCUCCGGUCUGCACCGUAAGGGAAGAACCCUGCACUGUCUCAUGAGGGUGGGCCGAGGAGACAAAGGGCCGAUGGACAGCCAGUGCCAGAACGCACUCCAGGCACUCAUCCAAUCUGCUGACCCUGGUGCUGAUUACCGCAUUGACCGGGCUCUCAAUGAAGCGUGCGAGUCUGUAAUACAGACAGCUUGCAAACACAUCCGCAACGGAGAUCCCAUGAUCCUCUCAUGUCUAAUGGAGCAUCUCUACACAGAAAAGAUGGUAGAGGACUGCGAGCACAGGCUGCUGGAGCUACAGUACUUUAUCUCCAGAGACUGGAAGCUCGACCCUAUUUUGUAUCGUAAGUGCCAGAACGAUGCGUCCCGGCUCUGUCACACACACGGCUGGAACGAGACGAGCGAGAUGAUGCCCCCAGGCGCGGUGUUUUCCUGCCUCUAUCGUCAUGCGUACCGAACAGAAGAGCAAGGCAGACGGCUCACAAGGGAGUGUAAAGUGGAAGUCCAGAGGAUUUUGCAUCAGAGGGCUUUGGAUGUGAAGCUGGACCCAGAACUCCAGAAACGCUGCAUGACUGACCUGGGAAAGUGGUGCAGCGAGAAGACUGAUACUGGUCAGGAACUGGAGUGUCUACAAGAACAUCUAGAGGAUCUGAUGACCGACUGCAGGGAUGUGGUGGGAAACCUGACCGAGCUCGAGUCCGAGGACAUCCAGAUUGAAGCGUUGCUGAUCCGAGCGUGCGAGCCAGUCAUCCAGACCCACUGCCACGAUGUGGCUGAUAAUCAGCUAGACACGGGGGAUCUGAUGGACUGCCUGGUCCAGAACAAACAUCAGAAGGAGAUGAAUGAUAAGUGUGCUGUUGGAGUGACGCACUUCCAGCUGAUUCAGAUGAAGGACUUUCGUUUCUCCUACAAGUUCAAGAUGGCCUGCAAGGAGGACGUGCUCAAACUGUGUCCUAACAUUAAAAAGAAAGGCGACGUCGUGUUCUGUUUGAGCACCACCGUGAGGAAUGACACUCUCCAGGAUGUGAAGGAGCAGCGCGUGUCCCUGAAGUGUCGCAAACAGCUGAGGGUGGAAGAGCUGGAAAUGUCGGAGGACAUUCGUCUAGAGCCUGAGCUGCACAGCGCGUGUAAGAAGGAUAUCGAGAGGUUUUGCUCCGCCGUGUCAUUUGGCAACGCUCAGGUCACCGAGUGUUUGAAGGAGAAUAAACAGCAGCUGUCUCACACGUGCCAUCAGAAGGUGUUUAAGCUGCAGGAGCUGGAGAUGAUGGACCCUGAGCUGGACUACCAGCUGAUGAGAGUCUGCAAACAGAUGAUUAAGCGUUUUUGUACGGAGUCUGAUGCCAAGAACAUGCUGCAGUGCCUGAAACAGAACAAGAACAGCGAGCUAAUGGACCCCAAAUGUAAGCAGAUGAUCACCAAGAGGCAGAUUACUCAGAGCACAGACUACAGGCUUAAUCCUGUGCUACGGAAGGCCUGCAAAGCAGAUAUUCCCAAAUUCUGUCAGAACAUCCUGAACAAGGCCACCGACGACGGUGAACUGGAGGGCCAGGUCAUUUCCUGUCUCAAGCUCAAGUAUGCCGACCAGCGUUUGUCUUCAGACUGCGAGGACCAGAUCAGGGUGAUCCUGCAGGAGUCGGCCCUUGACUACAGACUGGAUCCUCAGCUUCAGCUUCACUGCAGUAAGGAGAUUACCGAGUUGUGUGCAGAGGAAGCCGCAGCACAAGAACAAACAGGCCAAGUGGAGGAAUGUCUAAAGACCAACCUGCUGAAGCUGAAACAUGACGCGUGCAAAAAGGAGGUUUUAAACAUGCUCAAGGAGAGCAAAGCAGACAUUUUCGUGGAUCCAGUCUUGCACACAGCCUGUGCCUUGGACCUGAAGCACCAGUGCGCGGCGAUAACCCCUGGCCGAGGCCGACAGAUGACUUGUUUGAUGGAGGCUCUCCAGGACAAGCGGGUGAGACUGCAACCCGAGUGUAAGAAGAGACUGCAAGACCGGAUCGAUAUGUGGGGCUACGCAGCCAAGGUGGCCCCAGCUGAAGGCUUUGCAGACCUGGCCUUCCAAGUGAUGAUGUCACCUUCCAAGAAUUAUAUACUGUUGGUGAUUGUGCUGGCCGUGUGCGUCCUCUUCCUGGUGGGCUUGCUGUGUGGACGCAUCACUAAACGCGUGACCAGGGAACUGAAGGAUAGGUAGAGCCUGGAUCGUCAACUCGUACAUCUCAGACUCGUUCUUAAAGAAAAAAAAAAACAGAAAAGAAGAACGCCUAGACCAUUUUUACCACAUAUCCAUCGUUCUAAUCCUGACCCGAGUGUCCUGCUUUACCAUCCCUGACUCAGGACGCUGUAAGUAAACUCAUGAUGGGUUGUUCUGCUCCAUGCUGCCCCCUGCUGUGAAAGUCCCAGAAUACACACAUCAAAAGUCAACAGAUUCGAGCAUUCUGGGACGCUCAUCUGUGCUGUCCUUUUUUUUUUUCUUUUUUUUUUUUCCUUCUAAUUUUGAUUGUUUUAUUGAAUGCUUGAUUGACUCACUGUGUUAACCACAUGCCAUGUUGGUGACAGAUUUUACAAACUACUUUCUUUACUCCAACAAUACAUUUUUUUCCUAGGAUUUAGGGUGGCAGGUUUUUUUUUUUUUAAAAAGCACUCUGAAGCAUUGUACAUAUGCAGGUUUUCCACUCGGACGUACAGUCAUACAGCUUCACUUUAAAAAAAAAAAAAAAAAAAAAAAAAAAAAAAUUCGUAUAAAUAUGGGGUUCUGUUGUCCCAAAUCACUGGAUCUGAACGUGUUAGGAUUAUUUGAAAUAUUUCGCGUGAAAAUCUGGACCGAAGAUGAAACGUACAUUUUGUAACUGUCAGAGUUAUGCGUUAUAAUUACAAAUAAUUGAAGAAACCGGUAGCACUAAAUCUGGUACGUAUUUACUCCUAUUUUUAAUUUUUUUGUUCCCCCCCCCUCCCUCUCCUCUCCAUCCAGUCUACAUUUUCACACUUGGCACCUCGUGAACAGACGUCAGGCUCUGAGAGGAAAUGGUUUCAAAACAUCCCUUCCUGCAUUUUUUUUUUAUUUAUUUAGUUGUUCGCAAGGAUCUUGUUGGUUUAUGGUUAAACUUGUUUUUUUUGUUUUGUUUUGUUUUCUGGUGGUCACCUUAGUCUAACAGGGAUUUGACGUGUAGGUGAGGGGAAUUGAGAUUAAUUUCUCUAAUCUCCAAGUGAUUGCUCAUUUGAACAACUUACUACCUAUUCAGAGUUUAAUAAAGCCUACAGGUGUGUGUAUUGUUUAGUCCUCUUUUACAGACAUCUUUACAUAUUAAAAACCAAACAAAACAAAAAAAAAACCGCCAAGAGUCCUUUGGACCAAUGUUAUUAAAAAUAAGUCAUGUAUGAGAAGAGUACAAAAUUCAAAGUGGCUUUGAAUGUUGAUUGAAUUCAGUACUCGAUGACUCGGCUUUUUAACUCCUUUUGAAUUCUGGAUUUCUUUUAACGAACCGUACGUUCACUUGUCGUCGUCGUCGUCGUCUUGUUUAACGCUCAAGAUACUCCUUCGCACGUUCUUUCGCAAAGCUUUUCAUUACAAAUGAUCUCCUCAGUAACGACCUGAGUGAAAAAGUAGAAACUUAGUCGGAAAUUCAUGUAAAUAUUUCUUUCUUAGAAUUUGCUUUAAUGACUUGAGCUGGCGUGGGCUCCAGAGGUUUGUGUAAAACCUGGCCAUUCGUGUCGGGUCAGAUCCGUCGGUGUCGUCCGAACGCUUGCUCCGUCGGAAGGGAGGAGACUCGAGGGAGGAGACUCGAGGGAAAUCUGAUCUUUUGUUCAAGGGCGUUAACAUGAUCAGAAAUUUAAAUCGUGACCUAGAAUUUGUGCAGAAUCUUGUAUCUUCAAGAUGCAUGUCUCCUGUCUUUUGUUUGGAAAAUUUUUUACGUUUUUAUACAAGUUCCGGAUUUGGACACGUAAAGCAAUUUAAAAAGUGGGGAAUAAACUCCAAUCCACAGCGUGCAAUUGGUCAGGGUCGCUGUAGAUCCAGAGUCUAUCCCAGAAACAGUGUGUGAGGUGGGAAUACACUCUGAAUGGGAUACUAGUCCAUCGCACAUGUUCUCUCUCUCUCUCUCUCUCUCUCUCGCGUGCGCGCGCGCACACACACACACACACACACACACACACACACACACACACACACACACACUCCUAGCCAAUCCACCGGGAUGUUUCUAUGAGGUGAGAAAUAAAUAAUAUAAAUCUUUACCAUACAACACGUUGGCUUGGUGGUCAGCGCGUUCGCCUCACACCUCCGCGGUUGGGGGAUUUAAAUCCCUUCUCCGCCUUGUCUGUGCGGAGUUUGCAUGUUCUCCCCGUGCUUCUGGGGUUUCCUCCGGGUACUCCGGUUUCCUCCCCCGGUCCAAAGACAUGCGCUGUAGGCUGAUCGGCGUUUCAAAAUUGUCCAUAAUGUGAGUGCUUGUGCGAUUUGUGUCCUGCGACGGGUCGGCACCCCGUCCAAGGUGUCCCCCGCCUCGUGCCCCUAGGCUCCAGGCUCCCUCACGACCCUGCCUAGGAUAAGCGGUACGGAAAACGUAUAGAUGGAUGGAAGUACAUACAAUAAUAUAAUAUUACAACACCGCUGAUACCUGUGACUGCAGGGGUUGAAUGUAACGCCGGUAGGUUUGCAGUCUCUCGGUUAGCAGAUCACGUAUUCUUCAAAGGUUUUUGCCUCAGCACCCAACUUAAAUUUGAUCUUCCCUGGAAAUCCACAACGAAUCUUCCGGUGGAAAUGUACGUUACGUAUCUUGAGUAAUUGCUGAACUUGUAGGUUUUCUCAGAGGGUAAGAACACUGGAGACCCUGAGUAGCAUGUGCAAUAAUGUUUAGUAAAGAGUUUAAAAUCGCUGAGGAUUUUAGAUGAGCACAGCAUCCUUUCCUCAACAAGGCUAGAUGAAUAUAUAAAUCAGCAGAUUUUUUGAUGAUGAUGAUGAUGAUGAUGAUGAUAAAGAAAAGCAGGAAAAAGCUCUGCUAACUACACAUCACUACACAGAACAUUUUAUCCGAAGGUCUUCUGAACAGUAAAACAUUGCAUUUAUCUCCUUGACUGCUUUUUCUUGGGUUUGCUCACACACACACACACACACACACACACACACAGAGUGUUUAUUCCUUUAUCUCUUUUUCAUUUAUAACCAGCUUGAAGAUUGUUGUUGGGAUGACAUUAUGGAAAUAAAUACAAAAGGGUUCUAAGGGAGGUUUUUUUUAUUUUAUUUUAUUUUAUAAAAGUAUUUCCCACGUGAUUUGGACAAUGUUGAUGGUAUUCUGUAAAUAAUAGAGCUAGGUGGUCCCAUUUUUGUUGAUUUGGUUUGAGUUAUGAAGUCUUAUGACUGUACAUGCCUAUAUUUUGUAGAUAAAUGUCCUUGCUAAAUUGUAAAUAUAGGUCAUGAUUGUAUGGUAAUAAUAUAUAUUUUUUUUUUCUUUCCCCCUGAAAUAAUCGACAGUACAACUUCUUCUUGAAAAAAAAAAAUUCUUAGUCAAAACUGAUUCUAUUAUUUAGUCUUUUACUUGGAUUUGUUGUCCCGUCUCUCCCCCCCCCCCCCCCCCCCCAAGCCUGUGUAGAUGGAGUUGUGACACGGACUGCACUUUUGCUUUGUGUGUUUAUUUUAAAACUCUGAAGUGCAAUGAUGGACUGAUGCGUACAAUUGUGUUUUUUUUUUGUUUUUUUUGUUUUUUUUAUAACAGACAAUAAACACAAGCAAGAAUGAGACUGAAGUAAUUAAUAAAAAUGAAGGAAGGUACAGUCCAAGAUUUCUGACGAAGACGUACAGACCGUGGAACCCAAACUGGAAACCCCACUGAUUUAUUAAUUUUUUUUUUUUUUUUUUUUUUUUUUUUUGGUACUGUCUGUAGAAUAUUAUUCAGAAUUGCUUACAACGGGGACUAAACCAUCUUGUAAAACGCUCUGCCUGUGUAAUUUGGAGAUGUAACAAACUGAACAGAUGGUGGAUAUUUUUUUUUUUUUUUUAAAUGUCUGUACAGAUUAUGAUUUGUGAGUUUAAUAAGACUAUAUUCAGAUUUUCUUA